This is a messenger RNA of Williopsis jadinii, 876 nucleotides long. RefSeq lists its product as uncharacterized. Bases 1 to 876 code for a protein of 291 amino acids. NCBI's taxonomy places the organism in Eukaryota, Fungi, Ascomycota, Saccharomycetes, Phaffomycetales, Wickerhamomycetaceae. The record is from RefSeq and is a predicted model, not a curated record. The transcript has a single exon.
AUGGUUGAUGUUGAUUAUAAGCAGACCAGUGGUACAAACCCACCAUUUGCGGCUCAUUUAUCACAAAAUCUACCCACCUUACCUUCACAGUCCAUGUACCAAUUGACACCUGGGUUUCAACAGCCGCCUUAUGGGGUCAAUAGUCUUAGUGUGCCAGCCGUUGGCCUCAACCAUUCUGAUUCAAAUAGUGGUGACAAUAUACUUGAGACCACUUAUCAAAGAAGCUACCCUUAUGCGACAUUCCCAAACCAGCAGUACAUGUAUAACGGAACAAGCCAGUAUAGUUUGCACACAAGUUAUGUACAUGUUCCCGUUGACUACACAAAUAACUCUGGAAUGAACCAUGGGACAGACAGUAUAACUGGCUAUUACCCAACUAAUUAUGAGACCACAUAUCCUCAUAUCUUUGCAAACCAGCCAAUGACUGUACAGAACCAUACGCAGAGUGUGCCUGAUCUCGUUCUAGCUGCGCAAGGCAAGAAGUGUACACAAUGCGGUAGAUUCAUCAUAAGGGACAUUGCCCGUCAUAUGAGAAUCCACGAGGAGGUUUCGAGAUUCAGAUGCCUUUACCCUCGGGAAUCGUGUCCCCACAAGACAGGGUACUUCAACAGGCAGUACGAUUUCAAGAAGCAUUUAUUACAUUCCCAUUUCAUAUUUGAUGAUCCCAUGGUGAAGAGGGUAAAUAGUCUUAGCGAUAAGCUUGGCGCGCGUGGGUGUUGCCCUUGUGGGAUGGUGCUUAGCGCAGAAAAGUACCUUGAUCAACACAUAAUGGAAAAAGACGAAACAGGAAGCUAUAAGUGUCCACAUCUACAGGCCCAUUGGGAUAACCACUAUAGCCAAAGUGGAAUCCCCUUGAGUCAUUCCACUUCGUACUAA